Molecule: messenger RNA, 1315 nt
Organism: Ectocarpus siliculosus
Lineage: Eukaryota; Phaeophyceae; Ectocarpales; Ectocarpaceae
Source: the annotation of a GenBank genome assembly
AUGGCCCCAAAGAACUCACCACCCUCAAAGGGAAAAGAAGCAGUCAAGGACCUGAAGGCCUCGGCAAGUCCCAUCGCUGUGGCUCAGGCACAGGUAGCGCACACGUUCGGCAAGCUAACGGAUGUAAUACAAGAGUUACAAGAUGCGGUCGAGAAGGAGCGCGUGGCCGUGGACACGGAUAAGCUCAACAAACCAGGCCAUGGCGCCCACAACUUUGGGCAGCCCAUCCUCCCUUUGGGCGACCUGAAAGACAGAAUCGACGACACGAUGACCAACACGCUGUAUGCCUUCAUCGACAAGUUCAACCAGUUUCCGAAGACCGCCGGCAUCCCCCAGCUGCUGCUGCCGCGGUUGUUUCUGGAAUGCUUCAACGACGUCCAGGAACAUUACCGCCAGUUCAUCGAGCCCAUCUUGUUUCCCAACGGUUCGAAGACAGAUCCCGCCCUACUUCGCGACCACCUGUCGAACAACUACCAGGAACUCUUUCUCCUGACGCCGAGCGAGAAACGCGACCGCACCGUCCAGCAUAUUCUCGGCAACAUUGGUGGGCACCUUCGUACUCAACGCACUUUCGCAGACAAUGGGCUUAAUUGGGUCAUCAAUGAGACCGGUCUAGAUGCGUUAGUGCACAAAUACCGGGAGAUAAUGGUCCACGUGCGCCUUCAACCAACUCCGGCAACCUUCAGCACUGACUGCGGGAUGUUCCUGGAAGUAGUGAAGAAAAAACCGUGGAGUUUGACCGUACAACAACCCACCGCCGCCGGGGUGCAGCCUUUCGACCCCAAACGUCAUUCGUCAUCUGUAGACGCCAUGGGCACUUCGGAAGGAGACUUGUGCGUUGUGGUGUUUCCCGCCAUGGAAGUGGACGGGGUGAGGUGCAACAUCAGCUAUACGUUGUCCUUGGACCGGCAUCAGGCAGAGCUCGUCGCCACACCAGGUCAAAACCCGACCCGGCAACCUCCCAAUCAGGUCGACGUGCACAUCAUGCCCGUGCGGGACCAACUCGAUGUUUGGAACUCCACCCCGGAAUCCCUGAAAACGGUGGAGCAGCUGCGCAAGACGGUGGCCGUCAUUGGCAAGAUGCUCGCAGCUCUUGAACACCUGCCCGGUUACGACGCCAGGAAUGCCUUCAGUGACCUGGGACAAGACAUGGAUCAAGCGCGAUAUUCCAGGUGGGGCGCUCGCGUACGCUGGUUCAACGUCAAUCGGGUCCACGGCGCGGACCGCCUUGUCGACUGGGAGAAACAGUUGUCUGCCACCCCUUGAAAGAAAUGCUUGGUCGAGGAGUGCAACCUCAUCCUCAGUUGAUCUCACC